Fusarium keratoplasticum is the source of this 879-nucleotide messenger RNA. RefSeq lists its product as uncharacterized. Gene Ontology annotation, cellular component: membrane. The transcript is spliced from 2 exons. The record is from RefSeq and is a predicted model, not a curated record. Lineage: Eukaryota; Fungi; Ascomycota; Sordariomycetes; Hypocreales; Nectriaceae. The coding region runs from base 1 to 879 and encodes 292 amino acids.
AUGGCCGAGCUCAAACCUUACAGAGGAGAUUACUAUCUCUGGCUUUACAUCCCUUCUACGCCUGCCGCAGCUUUGUUCACUGCUCUCUUCUCCCUGGGAACGGCCUACAUAUUAUGGCGCAUGUUUAAGAGUCGCACCUGGUUCUGCACCGCCUUUGUUAUUGGGGGUCUUUUGGAAAUUGUUGGUUACGUCGCGAGGGCCGUGGCCAAGAACAAGACCGAACAACUCAUGCCCUACGUCAUUCAAAGCACCUUCAUUCUUGUCGCCCCCGCCCUAUUUGCCGCCACCAUCUACAUGAUAUUGGGACGCCUCAUCCGAGCCCUCGACGCUACGGCCCUGUCCAUCGUCCCUGUCAAGUGGCUUACAAAGAUCUUUGUUUGCGGCGAUAUAGCCUCCUUCGCUGUCCAGGCCACGGGGGCUGGUGUCAUGGUCACAGCCGACUCGAUGAAAACGGGCGAGAAUAUCAUCCUGGGCGGCUUGUUUAUCCAGAUUGUCAUAUUUGGCCUGUUUGCUGUCACGGCAGCCAUAUUCCAUAUUCGAGCCGUACGAUGCCGCCCCCACAGUUACAUUGAUUGGGAAAAGACCAUGAUCAUGCUUUAUAUCGUCAGCGCUUUGAUUAUGGUGCGAUCAAUCUUUCGCGUCGUCGAGUAUAUCAUGGGCCAUGACGGAUACCCGCUUAAGAACGAGUGGACUCUCUACGUCUUUGACGCCGCGCUGAUGUUUGGUGUCGUUGUUAUGUUGGGAUGGAGAUAUCCCUCUGACCUACGUCCUGAAAAGACUCAGGAUCUGGACGUUGCACUCGAGUCGGCAAGGACACCGCCCCAGGAUUCGCCGCAUUCUGAUAAGCAUGUUUCUCGAGGAAGAUCCGGCAAGGCUUAG